This is a messenger RNA of Leptomonas pyrrhocoris, 1446 nucleotides long. Its product is annotated as putative mitochondrial Amino acid permease-like protein. Gene Ontology annotation, biological process: amino acid transmembrane transport. The record is from RefSeq and is a predicted model, not a curated record. Bases 1 to 1446 code for a protein of 481 amino acids. NCBI's taxonomy places the organism in Eukaryota, Euglenozoa, Kinetoplastea, Trypanosomatida, Trypanosomatidae. Gene Ontology annotation, molecular function: amino acid transmembrane transporter activity. The transcript has a single exon.
AUGGUGUCUUUGGCAGCCUUCCGCGUGAACAGCGGUAGCACCCUCGGCGCCGCGCUGAGCCUCGCGGUCACCACCAUGGGUGCUGGUAUUCUCACCCUCCCGUCCGCCUACGCAGAUGCCGGCAUCAUCCCCGCUACGUUGGUGCUGACCGGAGUGGCGGUAUUCACCGUCUUCUCGGUGGACUUCAUCAUCCUCGGCGUGGACAAGUUGGGGCGUAACUCGUACGAGGAGCUCACCGGUGAGCUGCUGGGCCGCCAUGCAGAGGAAUUUAUUCGGUGGAUGCUGAUUACGUACAACACCGGGGCUGCGAUUAGCUACCUCGUCGUGGUAGAAGAUCUUGUGGCGCCGUUGCAGCCGCUGGUGACGAGCCACUUCCCGCUGCUCACCACGUCGAAGCACACCCUGCUGGCGGUGUGGACGGUGCUGAUCCUGCCGCUGUCCUGCGUGCCCACCCUCGGCGCGCUGCACGUCUCCUCCUUCCUCGCCAUCACGGCCACCAGCCUGAUCUGCUGCAUGAUCAUCUUCCGCUACUUCGUGCCGGGGCCGACGGAGCCGUCCGCGAUGACGGCGCAGGCCGUGGCGAGCGGCACCGCGACGGCGUCGUGGUGGUGGGGCGUCAACCCUCUGCUGGCCUUGCCCAUCAUCAUGUUCUCCUUCGACUGUCAGUCCCUCGUAUUCCAGAUCUACGCCGGCCUGGAUGAUAUGCGCCGUAGCAACAUGAUGAAGGUGUCGGUGCUCAGCCUGAUCGUGACGGGUGUCAUCCACGCCGCCGUUGGCUUCUUCGGCUACAUUUCGAAUCCCAUCGACGUGCGCGACAACAUCAUCAGCAACUACGACCCGAAGGUCGACCGGCUCUUCACGGUGGGCUACGUCCUCUACGCGGCCCCGAUCAUCUUAGCGUUUGUCAUCAUGCUAUUUCCAAUUCGCGACUCCAUCUUUAUUCUGUGGUACGGCUACAGCUCUGCCUCCGUGGCCACCCACGUGCCGCGCAGCAAAGACUUUACCCGUCUCGUGGACCAAGAAGAAAAACUGAAGUUGCUGUCGCUUGUGGAGGGUGAAGCCGGUGAGACUCUGAAUAAGACGUAUGGAAGCGUCGAGGAAGAACUACAGUACGUCGUGAAAUCGAAGAAGCACCACAACAGCAUCGAGACCAUCCCCGCACGCGACCACCUGCUGAUCAGCAUCACCUUGAGCACGCUCUGCGUGUCUGUGGCGCUGAUUGUGCCGGGCAUCGUCUCGGUGGUGGCGCUGCUCGGCGGGUUGUGCAGCUCCACGUUGUGCUUCACCGUCCCCGGGCUGUACCGCUGGCAGAUGCACUACAACCACAUUGCACGUUGUCACUCCGUUUCGGAGUGGUGUAUGAUGGUGCUGAUGGUGGUUCUCGGCGCGGCGGCAACGGUGCUGGGCACGGCGGUCUCCAUCCAAGACGUGUUCUUCUCUCAUUGA